AUGGAAGACGAAGAAGCUGAUGAAAGAUGCAGUACGUGGAAUUUUAUCGAAAAACGAGAAUCGAAUAAUUUUCGUCAAUCGAAUAAUAACAGUUAUUAUCAUAAUCAACAACUUCAUUCACCGAUUGGAAUUGGAAAAACACGUGGAAAUGGUCUUGAAACAACUGCAACUUUUCGACAAUUACAAGAUAAUGUGUAUGUCAUCUCUUAACUAAUUAAUUAAAUAUUAUACGUCAUGUUUUAUUAUCUUUUUUAUUUUUCUAUUUUUAAAACUUGAAUUAUAGACCAUUGAGCCCGUCACUUACCACGUCAACUUAUCAGUUUCACUACGUGACACGAAGAUUGGCUGGUUCAAGUUAUACAACGGUUGAAUUAGAUCACACUGAAAAACCAUUACCGGAACCUGCGAUUCAAAAAGAACAACGAAAUACACAGGUUGGAUUUUUUUUUACCAUAAAUGCAAUAUUUUAUUAAUUACAAGAAGAACUUUUUUCGAGAUCGGCUGAGAAAUUUCAUGAAAGUUAUUUUUUCUUACAACUGUAAUCGGACCAAAAUGGACAUGUGAAUAGUCAUAAAUAUGUGAAAUCUUUAAGAAAAAUAAGAAAAUUAUCACGGAUCUAAAAUUAACUCUAAAAUUAGAAGAAUUCAAAAUGUUUUGAAUCUCACGAAAAAAUCUUUGAAAUAAUCCCUAUCAGUUGUAAUCACCGAAAAUAUUUGGAAAUAUUCCAAACAUUUUAUAAAAAAAGUUCUAUUUUCAAAAAAAACGCAAUUAAUUAUCAUCAAUCCUUCAAGAAAUCUGUUCGAACAGGAUGUAAUUAAUCUCCAUCUCAGACGAUAAAAAACUCAAUUUAUCAGUAUUAAUUAGGUGAUUAUUUUUUAAUUCGCCACAAUAAUUUUUCUUCAUUCAUACUUUUCGAAUAAAUUUCAAAUGUUUUUCUUUCAAAAUGUAUUUUUUAUAGAUGGUCCAAAAUGGAUCGAGUUCAUAUCAUCGAUCAUCUGAUACAUAUAUUCGAUCUUAUUCAUCAACAACAUCAUCGUCAAAUCAAAAUAAUCAAGUAAUUUCGAAACGAAUUUCACCAACACAAAGAUUAUCACAGUAUUCGUUGCACAGUAUUAUUGGUCAGUUUUGAAAGUUUUCCAAUUUACGGAACAAAAAGUGUUUUUGUGUCAGCGGUUAUGUCAAGUGUACUUGUUUGGGAUUAG
Molecule: messenger RNA, 1202 nt
Organism: Caenorhabditis angaria
Lineage: Eukaryota; Metazoa; Nematoda; Chromadorea; Rhabditida; Rhabditidae
Source: the annotation of a GenBank genome assembly